AUGCCCGCGAGCUUCGUGUACCAGAAGCGAACGAAGAUCCGCGAGGGUGCCGACAUCUGCGAGCAGAAGUGCAAGCGACUGGCGUGCGAGAUACAGGUCUGCAUCUCGCGCCUCCCCGUCAACAAGUCCAGGGUCUCCGGCGCCACGAUCGACCACUCGCGGUGCCAGCCCGACAUCGAUCGGUACAACAAGUGCUGCGAGUUCGCCAAGAAGGCGCUGGCGGAGCAGGAGGCCAAAUCGGCAUCGUCCACCGAGCCGAACGACAGCGCUUGA
This is a messenger RNA of Micromonas commoda, 273 nucleotides long. RefSeq lists its product with no specific name. The transcript has a single exon. The record is from RefSeq and is a predicted model, not a curated record. NCBI's taxonomy places the organism in Eukaryota, Viridiplantae, Chlorophyta, Mamiellophyceae, Mamiellales, Mamiellaceae. The coding region runs from base 1 to 273 and encodes 90 amino acids.